Molecule: messenger RNA, 2386 nt
Organism: Megachile rotundata (alfalfa leafcutting bee)
Lineage: Eukaryota; Metazoa; Arthropoda; Insecta; Hymenoptera; Megachilidae
Product: G-protein coupled receptor 143
Biological process (GO): regulation of calcium-mediated signaling; G protein-coupled receptor signaling pathway; melanosome organization
Cellular component (GO): melanosome membrane; plasma membrane
Molecular function (GO): L-DOPA receptor activity; L-tyrosine binding; dopamine binding
Source: RefSeq, a predicted model, not a curated record
UUCGACUUCGAAACAGAAUGUAAUCCCUACAUAUUUAUAUUCGACGAUUCGUUUUUAUGACAUUAUUAUGUUUAAUAAUGUAACGUCAUACAAACACAUAUUCCAGAGUUUUCAAUAUUCAUUGACAAUAUGUGUACAAUUGACCGUAGAAUUUAGGUCUGAGGAUUUAUUAGUCAGGCAAAAUAUUUUCAGUAGAGGUGAAUUCGGUCACGUAUAAUUUCAGAUAUUCAUAGUUUCUGUGUCCUCGUGAAACAAUAAUAAGUUACUACGUAAUAAUGAUGGUAAUGAAUCGCUAUGAAUAUGUAGGCGUCGUUUACAAUGGAUCGUAUUACCGCAUAAGAUUAACCACAAAAUUGUCCUGGGAAUGUAUCUCAUUCAUGAUUAAUAAUUAAAUAAUAUUUCUUCCGGCUUACAUAAACACAUCUUUCUCUCUUCAUUAUCAGUCUAUGAUAAUAUAGAAAGUUAGAAGACAGUUAAUGGUAAUUGGAAUUUUCUGAAAUGGAAUGAAACAAGUGACGCCAUCUCUACGACCAACAGGGUGAACUACACGUUUUUGAAACUGAAGUUCCAACACAUUGUCAUUUUCAUAAAAAAUCGCCAAGAACCAUUCUCACGGAUAUGUUCUUUUAUAAAAAAGAGCUCAUUUGCAAAAUUUGGUCGAUGUCAGAGAAUGACGGUUUUCCAAAGUUUCAUCGAGUUUCCCUAGUCCUCAAAUGAUACGACACGUGGUACCACCACGGAUGAUAUGUAUAGUAUAAAACCGAGUAUGGUGUUGAGAUGAAUGUUACGGAAGUCUUGUAUGGCUUCUUUUUAAGAUAAAAAAUGUAUAUCUUAUUGAUUCUCCGUAAGGAUUUUUCAGGGACAAAAUCCGAUUAAUAACGCAUUAUACUUUUAAAUCUAUACAAGAGGAUUCGACGUAUAAGACAACUUAUGAAAUAACAUGGCUGAUCCAACGAUUCAAACAUUUUGUUGUCAUCAUUCAAACAGAACGGAUAUGGCAAUUGUGAUAAUGCAGGAAUUUAACACGGAUGUUUACAAUACAGUUUGUAUGCUAUCCUCAACAAUAGGUAUUUUAGGUGCAGUGUAUCAGAUACUGCCAAGAGAAACAUCUAGUCUUCCUCACCGGUGGCAAAGCUUUUCAUCGUCCAGGGGACGAGAAAUUAUUAUAUGGCUUGCAAUAGCUGAUUUGCUAGCUUCGUUAGGUGUAUUUAUUAGAUCAGCAUUAUGGAUUAACUUUAGAUCUAUAAUGCCAAUGGAAGAUGACACUUCGAAUGUUAUUUUUUGUGCACUUUCAUCGGCAUGGACUCAGUAUUUUUACAUGGCAACAUGGAUUUGGACUCUGUGCUAUGCUAUUGAUAUGAAACUAUUACUUGGAGAUCGAUCAGGAAAUCCUGUUUGUUAUCAUGCUUUUGCUUGGAUAUGUCCAGCAGUUCUAACUACAUUCGGGUUAACAAUUUUGUAUGUUCCAGAUGCAAACUGUCACAAUUUAACAUCUCUCUCUACUGCUAUACUGCGUAUUCUGCCAAAUUACUGUGCUACAUACGUACUUCUAGCAGUUGUUAUGAUUGUGAAUCCUGUAUUGUAUUUUGCAUCAACACGAGAUCUUCAAACUGCUGUUGCUUGUAGUCUAGCGCAAGUAACAGGGAGAGAAAGAAAAUUGGUGCAAGCAAUAAAACUCAAAUUUGCUUUAACUAACAUUGUAUACUAUGUAUGUUGGCUACCUAAUUUGAUCAAUGGGAUAUUAUUAUGGACUUUAUGGUUCCAAUUGCCAGUUAAAGCUAUCAUUACUCUUUGGUAUAUAAUGGCCGUUACAAAUCCUCUUCAAGCAUUUUUCAAUGCACUUGUUUAUCAGAGAUGGGGUAAAAGGGAGAAGUUUCGAUUGGAGUGUUGCCAGAAAUUAGGAACCUUUAAUUUGAAUCACGUUACAAGAAGAGAUUCAGGCAUGCGUUUGUCGGAAUCCUCUCCUUUGUUAGAUUCGAAAUAUGGAUAUCCACCACAUACAAGUAUAAAUGGUUCUUCUUCGUUUUAAAUACUGUGAUACAUGACAUUAGCUGUAAGCAUACCUUAUUGAUUUUAUCAAAGUAUAAAUAUUUUACUGCCUUAUAUCACUUUUAAAGAAAGAUAUAUUUUUAACGUUUACAAGUUUUUUAAAACUUGAAGAAAAAUAACGUGCUCAAUCGUUCAUAAAAUGUUACGGUAAGAUUGAACUAGAAAGAUUAAUAUUUCUAAUUAAGUAGAAUAGGAUUUUUUAUAAAGUAGUAUGUACCGAAGAGCUUUAUUAAAAACAAAUUUAUCAUUCCAACACUUUACAAUAAGCACAUUUGUUAAUUGUUAUAAAUAUAAAAGAUUUUAUUUUCUAAAUACGUAAAAAGAAAACACAUGUACA